AUGAGACUGGAAUACCGAGUAGAGCUUCUGGAUCAUGACUGGGUCGUUGCUGAAAGGCAUAAGCUGAUUCCUUCAGUUUAUGCAGUAUUAGAUGUGCAAGAAGGUAAGUAUGGGCAUGCUGAUGCAGUAACAUAUUCGGGCCCAACUUUUAUAAGAAUCCACAGUAGUAAGCAUGAUAGUAGUACCAUGUACUCACAUAGAAAAGAUUUUGACGACUUGAUGAAUGAGAAACAAUUGCGCAACUACACUACAACAACAAAUGAACAACCUAAACCUGUAGUGGUGCUGCUAAAUGAUAGUGGUCCUGACGAGAAUCCCCGAUAUAGAAAGACAAUUCAGAUGAUGAUCAAACAUUUUGAUAAAUACGAUCUCGACACCAUCAUUGUAGCAUGCUUUGCAUCUCAUCAAAGUGCAUCUAAUCCAGUUGAAAGACGAAUAGCACCUCUAAGUUAUGACUUAGCUAGCAUCAUACUCCCAUAUGAUACAUUUAGAACACAUUUGAAUACACAAUUGAGAACAAAUAAUGAGGAAUUAGAAAAACGUAAUUUUAAAGCAGCUAGAGAUGUUUUAACAUCAGUAUGGGAAAAUACAAUUAUAGAUAGUUACCUGGUUCUUGUCAAGUAUAUAGAUUCUUCUAAAAAACAUCACUAUUCAAAUGAGAAGUCAGCACUUUGGAUGGAGAAACAUGUAAUGACUUGUCGUUACAUGACUCAAGUCACAAAGUGUGAUGAUCAAAGCUGUUGCAAACUAUUUCGAAGUGGAAUAAGGCAAAUUCUUUCUAAUUGCUUUUUUUCUCCACCACUCAAAAUUCAACAAAAGCCUUCCAGUAUUUGCGCAGCAAACAUAAAUGCAUCUGAUGAUACAAUUCAUUAUUCUGAACCUCCUUUGGAUGUUCAAGAUUUUCAAGUAGACACUAAUGUGUCUAUUUACAACUAUCGACAUGGUGAAGUCUUAAUUAAUAACCAAAGUAAGGACCUAUAUGGGUGGAAAAAGAAACAGUACCAGAAGAUGUAUUAG
Molecule: messenger RNA, 1017 nt
Organism: Racocetra persica
Lineage: Eukaryota; Fungi; Glomeromycota; Glomeromycetes; Diversisporales; Gigasporaceae
Source: the annotation of a GenBank genome assembly